CGGCGGUCUCGCUGGUGCGGUGCGGCCGCUGCAGUGGCUGCCCCGGUGGGGAAUGACCACAUCGUGGGGGGCUACGAGGGCCGCCCGCACUCCCAGCCCUGGCAGGUGUCCCUCAACGCCGGCUACCACUUCUGUGGGGCCUCUCUCUUCCACCCUGUGACGGUCAAGUUGGGGUCUACCGACUCCUCCGUCUCGCUGCGAGGUGACGCAGGUGGCCCUGCGGUGUGCAGUGGCGAGCUGCAUGGUGUCGUGGCCUGGGGGCAAGGCUGUCCCGAGCCCAACCAGCCCACGGCGUGCAGGUUCAACUCCAGGAUCGCCAAUAGCCUCGCCUCCAACUGA
Lethenteron reissneri (Far Eastern brook lamprey) is the source of this 339-nucleotide messenger RNA. RefSeq names its product anionic trypsin-2-like. Gene Ontology annotation, biological process: proteolysis. Gene Ontology annotation, molecular function: serine-type endopeptidase activity. The record is from RefSeq and is a predicted model, not a curated record. NCBI's taxonomy places the organism in Eukaryota, Metazoa, Chordata, Hyperoartia, Petromyzontiformes, Petromyzontidae.